AAUUGUAUUUCUUUUGCAUGAUAAAAUACAUUUAUUUGUAUAAAUAUUGAAACAUAGCUCGUGCAAUCCGGCCUUAAUUCGGCUAAUUGAUAGAUUCAGGGCAAAGUGUCCGACUCCUAUUUAAUUUGCAUAUGGCCUCUGGGCCGCUGUAACGUGCGAACAAACAAAAUCGAAAGUGUUAAAUAGUGUAAAACAUUACCAUGAAUUGAUAGCUGGGCCAAUUGGCAAAAAGCCCGGACUACAUUCUGUAUUGUGGCCGCAGAUCAAUUUCGGAAUAAUUCAAAAACUCAAACUCAAAACCCCAUCAAUAAUAAUUUGCAAUGCAAUAACAUCAGCAAACAAAACAAAACACAACACAAAAACAACAACAACAGCAACAACAAAAACAAUGCCUAAGCCAGAUGGUGAAUCGCAAUGGACAUGCAAAUUGCUAUUGAAAAUAUUAUUAUCAUUGAUGCUGCAACAAUACACAAGUGAUGCGCUGCUGCUCAAGUGUCCGCUGCAUCAGCUGCAGUUGCAAAAGAUUGUCGGAUUCCGUCCGCCCCUGGAAUACCUCAGCGAACGGAAUUUGAUUUACGCCCCGCCGACUGCCAGCAAUUUCAAGGAUCGGGAUCGACGCAGCGGCGACUAUGGACUGGGCGAGCGUGUGCUGGACGAGCAGCCCGCCAGCCAGCUGUGCUGGCGCAGCUGCAACGAGGAUCCCGACUGCAUUGCCUAUGUGCACCUGCUGGACACCGACGAGUGCUACGGCUACUCGUACUUUGAGCGCAGCUCACGCUACUUGCCCAUCGGGCACGACCUGCCCUUGGUGGCCGAUGGCGAGGCCAUGUUCUACGAAAAGACUUGCCUGCGGGUGCCCGAGGCAUGCAAAGGUCGCCUCUGGUCGCUCACCAAAAUUCCAGGGAACAGUCUGGUGUUCCAUGGCAAAAAGACCAUUUCCACGCUGGUCACGCGCCGUGAGUGCGCCGAGAGAUGUUUCUUUGAAACGCAAUUCAAAUGCCUCUCCGCCUCGUUCGCCCCAUCGUAUCGGAACAAUCGUGAGCGGUUUCGCAGCGAGGAGCGCUCGUCACGGCCCCACGCCACUCUGGGUCGCUGCACGCUGAGUGACAAGGACAAGUCCAUACAGCCGGAUGCCUUCCGGGCGGCGCCCUAUGACGAGGAGUACAUGGAAAACCAGUGCUACGAGCGAGCGAUUGAGAACGACAACUGCUCCUAUGAGCUGUAUGCCAACAGCAGUUUCAUCUACGCGGAAUCCAAAUAUUUGGGCCUAACCCAAAAAGAGUGUCAGGCGCUUUGUACACAUGAGUCCAAGUUCCACUGCCAGGGCAUAUCCUUCUACUAUCUCAAUCAGCUCACCCGCUCCGAGUGCCUGCUGCACUCCGAGGACAUCGUAUCCCUGGGCCCGCGUAGCCUUAAGCUGCGCGACAACUCCGUUUACAUGCGACGCGUCAAAUGCCUGGAUGUGCAGGUGUUUUGCACACGCGAUGAGAUGAACGUUCGCUACAAGCCGAAGGACUGGUUCACGGGUCGAAUGUACGCCAGCAUGCACUCCAAGGACUGCCAGGCGAGCGGCACAGGCAACGAGAGCUUGGUGCUCCGCCUCGAUAUCGGCAGCGAGGCCAAGGAGAAUCGCUGCGGCAUUCUGCGCGCCUACGAGAUGACCCACUCCUACCACAGAACCUUCAUAUCCGCAUUGGUCGUCAUACAGAAUAAUGCGAAUGUGCAAACCCAGGGCGAUCGGCUCAUCAAGGUCGGCUGCAUCCUGAACAACGCCACGAACGCAAUUGGUCAGAUGGUGCGGGAUAGCAAUGCAGAUGCCUCGGAGCAGGUGCCCAGUGCCAUUGCGCUGGAGUCCUCGCUGGAAUAUGCAGAGCACAUGUUUCCACAGGAGGGCGUGGUGCACUACAACAGCAACACGGGUCCCCACCCGCAUCCGCAGAUCACACUCCAAAUAGUGGAUCUCUCGCAGCAGCACGAAAUAAGCGACGUACAAAUUGGCCAGAACUUGGAGCUCCAGAUUGUAGCCGAAUACAGUAAGGAGCAGCUGGGCGAGCACCUCGAGCUGCAGCUGGCGCCGCUGCCCGACUUCCGAGCCACAUCGCUGGUGGCCAAGUCGCUGGACAACCAGAACUAUGUGCUGCUCAUAGACGAGCGCGGCUGUCCCACAGAUGCCAGCGUCUUUCCGGCUCUGGAGCGUGUGCGCACACAGUCGAAGAACAUGCUGCGUGCCCGGUUUCAUGCCUUCAAGUUUUCUGGCACAGCCAACGUUAGCUUCGAUGUGAAGAUUCGCUUCUGCGUGGAGCGCUGUGCGCCCACCAAUUGCGUCACUCUCUCCGGCGGCCUCUGGCAGCGACGCAAACGCCAGCUGGAGCGGCCAGAGCGUCAGCUGGAGCAGCUCAGGGUACAGAAUCCCGUAUAUAUAUCAACAGUUAUGGACAUGCUGCCCGACGAAUUGAACAAUACGGCGGCUGCGUCAAAGGCAAAUAUAACGGCACAGGUGGAGCUGCCACUCAACUAUAAUCUGCGUGUCCACGGGCCGGAUCAGACCAACAGCAAUAGCUAUCUGUAUGGAGAGCGCGGAGUACUGCUCAUAGCUGGCAUUGAUGAUCAGCUGCACCUGGACAACAUCUGCAUCAACCAGAGCCUGCUGAUCGCGCUCUUCAUUCUCUGGCUGAUCUGCCAGGUGGCGUUGCUCUUCGGCUGCGGCAUGGUGCUGCAGCGUUACCGGCGGCUGGCCAAGCUGGAGGAAGAGCGUCGGCGGCUGCACGAGGAGUACCUAGAGGCCAGACGCGUACACUGGGCGGAUCAAGGCGGAUACACACUCUAGUUUGUCGAAUUGAGUUUUAAAAUACUUUAAUUGAGUAAAAUUAAGCGAAAGUUA
This is a messenger RNA of Drosophila arizonae, 2881 nucleotides long. RefSeq lists its product as uncharacterized. The record is from RefSeq and is a predicted model, not a curated record. Lineage: Eukaryota; Metazoa; Arthropoda; Insecta; Diptera; Drosophilidae. Gene Ontology annotation, biological process: anatomical structure morphogenesis.